UUAUUACCAUUCUUUUCUUGGUUAAAAAAAAUAGAUUAUAUACCAGAGGAAGAAAGGCCACAGACCAUCACCAUGUUGAAACAAGACAUGCCAAGUGGGAAGGUCCUCCUGAGCUUCGAGUCUAGUCCGAGGAGCAAGUCUCGCUACCAGACCCUAGCGGUGAAGACAGAAGAGCCAGAACCGGAGGAAGCCAAAGAAUAUGCCUCAUUCUUGAAAGCUCAAGAGAGAAAAUGUGGUCCCGACGGCUACCUAGACUCCAACAAGUACACCCAUUCUUUCCAGGUCCGUGGGAAGGUCCUGGACUCGAAGGGCAGCAAGCCCAAGAAGGAUGGCACAAUGUCACCGGCACCAGCCAAGUCUGCCCCACCCAGCCUUGGGGCACAGAUGUUUGGGGAUUUGACGGGGCCCAAGAGGUCGGAGACCGUGGUUGAUGUGAUGCAGAAGGUAGCGGUGGAUGAGAGGGAACAUGGGAGGAGGAUGAAGAUCAUUGAGGACCAUAUGUGGCAGCACAGACAGGAAGAAAGAGAUCUAAAGCGAGCAGAGGGAGACCUGAUGAAGAAUCAGGCCUCACUAAAAAGGACCAUGAGGGACUAUGAAAUAGCAAUCAAUAGAAAGAAAAAAUCAGAAGACCAAAAGAUGUUAGAUAAUAAACAAAAAGAGUUUUUCAUCACAAGGGAUUACGUACAUCAAAAGGAAACGCAAACCAAAAAAAAUAUAGAAAAGGCUGUUGCAAAACAGCAACAACUCAAAGAUGAGGAUCGAAAGGUGCUCCUAUCAAUCGGAGACCUUGAGAGGAAAUACCGUGCCAAGAUGGACGAGAUCGAGCUACGUCGUGUCGAGGUUCAGAAACUCAGCGAAGAAUUUACCAAGAGGAUGGUCUUGAAGGAGGAGGAGACCCAUCGUCUCAACAAGGAACUCACCGACCUCGCUCUCAACAUCAACAUGGAGAUUAAAAAGAGUCAGACUAUGGUCAAGGAUACCAGAGAUGACGUUCUGGCUGAAGGAAAUGAUAAAUGGAGGCAGACAAACGAGACAGAAAGGAAAUAUGAACAGAAGUUGAAGAAAACAAAAGACAAGGCAGACUCGUUUGAAAACAACAAGAGGAAACUCAGCUUAGAUAUCACGCUAGCACGGACAGGGAUGGAGGAGAAGAUUCGUGAUGAGGGUAGAGCGCUUCUGGAUACCAGGAAUCAACUCGGAGAUAACCGCUUCACUCAGAAGAAACUUCAAGAGGAAGCUCUGAAUACCAAGCUAGACCUGACCAAUAAGAAGAUAGAACGAAGAUUGCAGCUUCACAACGCAAGGAGAGAUAAGAGACUACAGAAUAUCAGCGCUGAUAAGAAAGGAAUGCAUGAGGCUUCGGUGGCUAAAUGGGCCGAGAGGUACAGCAAGAAAUAUUACGAUGCUUCCAGGAGGGAGAAUGAAGAUGCAAUGAAACAUGCUCAGAGGACAGUAGCUAAGCUGGAAGAGAUUGAGCAUAACAUCUCAAACCGCGUCAGAGACUCGGAACUCUCCAGGAAGCAGCAAGAGCAGCAGGUCAAGCGUCUCGGCAGCAAGCUGGCUGAGAUGAAGAGACAGCACCAGAUGCUCAUCAAACAACAGAUGAUCGAUUGUGCGAACAAAGAGAGAGAUUUGGAACAGAAGUUGAUGAGGCAGCAGUCUGAACUAGCAAAGGCUCAUGCAAAUCGUGAAGAAGGGUACCUUACACUCCAGAAGCACAGACUCUCUAUGCAAGAAGAUAUUAAUAUACUCAGUGAAACAGCAAGGGAACAUCAAAGACUAAUGAGAAUAGGACAGAAAACUGACCUGAUGAACAGCGUACCUUGAAAAUUUCUUGGAACAGUUUCAUAUGCUAUCAACCUUUUCUAUUUCAUAGUGCAAUGGUCAUGUACAGAUUCCACUGGCAUUUUGAGCACUUUCAAAAUGUCUCAUGGAGCAGUUUCAUCUGCCAUCGAUCCUCUGCUCAGAGUGCAGUGGCCGUGUACAGAUUCCUAUGUCAUUUAUUAGCACUUCAGCAUUUCUCAGACCAGGUCCACGUGCUAUUAGUCUUCUUCGCUUCAUAGUGCAAUGGCCGUGUUCAGUUUCCAAUGGCCUUUUGAGUACAUGGUAUGUAUUGGCGGUUCCCUGACUCUGUAGAGUACAUUGGCAAAGGCCAUACUAUACAUUAGUUGUUGUUUUCUGUCAGUUCUACGGUAUAUGUGUGGAAGUGCCGUGGUGUAGCGGUUCUGACUCUUGCCUUUUAAUCAAGGGUCGUGCGUUCGAAUCCCAGCAUGGCCUAGCGUCCUUUGGCAAGGCGUCAAUCCACACUUUGCCACUCUCACCCAGGUGCUAAUUGGGUAAUGGUUGGAAGCAACCGUCAUUAUGGUUGGUUUAGCAAGUGUGCAUCUAACAGGCUGCUUGAAAUGCUAUGAAUCCAGUGACCAGGUAAUAAUAACCGUGAACCACUUUUAGCUAUCGUAGAAUGAUAAAGCACCAUAUGAAUGCAAAUUAUAAUUAUUAUAUGUUACAUAGAGAUGUACUGACAGAAUCGGCAUAGUCGGCCACUAAGUUGGACAUCCCCCUGGCAAAUCGAGGACAAAGCAGUCUAAUACAGCAUUUUGGGUUUCCUGGGUGAGGAAUAUGUACAUAAUAUGAGUGCUUCAUCAAUCUUAAAAUCUAUUGUGAAAAUGAUUUCAUUUGCAGGAACACCCAUAUUUCCUAUUUACUACUGCUAAUGAAGCACAAAAUUUUGUGAUACAAGGCCCUUGAAACUUUCAUAAAUCUAAUUUGUUUGAUAGUAUAAUAAUUUCUUAUCAAAUGUAUCACUAUGCUACUUGAUUGAGUUUAAUUAUACAUUGUAUUUCAAGCUAUAAUCUCAUAUGCGUAUGUAUAUUUUUUUUGUGGAAUAGGAAAUUAUCUUGCAAUAUUGUAGGUCAUGGGAUAUGAUAUUCCAUCUUAAAUACAGUUUUCAGAUUUUGAUAUCAAUAUAUGAGUGAUUAAUUGAUUGUCCUUCACCUUGAAAUUGCACUUUUGAUUGUCAUGUUUUUGCUUUUGAAAUGUUAAUAAUUACAGAAAUAUCUAAAAUUGUGAUCUUUCAAGACAGGAAUAUUUCAAUAUGCUGCACCUUUAAUUUCCUACCUUGAUUUAAUUCACUUUGAAUCAUGAUGUAGGAAUAAACAGAUUUUCUACCUUAGAUAAUUUCAUAACUAGGUAGCAGGCAGAAAAUGAGACAAAUUAUGAUUAAUUAUACUCAUUUUAGGAAGAAUGCUAGAAAUUUAUUUUGUACAGUAUUCUUGUACAGAUAAAAUUUUUAUCAUUCCAGUGAUGGAUGUGAAUAUAAUUGUUAAGUAUAUGCAGUAAUAAUCAAUAUCGGUUAGUAUGCAUAUGAUGUAUACAUGUGGGUUAAUCUUAUGAUCUUUCAGAACUUGGGUUGUAUGAAUAUCUUUAUUAUUGGAUCAAAUUUAGUCUGACAUGGGCACAUGUCUGAAGUCAGGUUUAACUUAGACCAUGGUCUAACUCUGCUAAAAUUAUGGGAAGCCAAAUGUGUCAAAAUUAUUUUAUUAAGUUGUAUGUUUCUUGUGCUAUUUCCUGAUUCAUCGAUGGUGCAGACAAUAAUCUAUUUAUACUUCCUAGACAAUUAUAAAUGAUUUGAGAGCCAAAUGAGCUGAAAUAAGAUAUUUCUACGGUUGGUGAUUUAUGUAACAAUUGGCUAUCCAUACUUAAAUUACAACUUUAAACCCGAGUUUAAGUUAAACCCAACUUCAGAAUACGGGCCAUUAUGUUUAUGUUUUAAAUAUGUUUCAUGAUUUUCUCACCUUCUUGGGUAUGAUAGAUGCUUUCUGUAUCAUGAUUGAAAAUACAAUUGAAGAGAUACUGCAACUGUCAAAAUGAAUGUCAUCAUAUGAAUGACGUCAAUUUGUAUUUAUUUGUCCAUUCUCCAGCUCUUUAAUUGCAAAUUACAUAAAUAUAUACAUGCAUAUAAUCCUUUACAUUCAUCAGAAAAUUAACCCGUUGCCUCCGAGAUUCUUUGAAUCCCAUAGGUUUUACACAGGGACCACCCGGUUCCCGUAAGCAAUGGGUUAAUAGAAAUGGAACAGGUACUGAGUCAGUACAUCUGCAUGUUGAUAUUUAAUGAAAUCAAUUUGUAAUCAUGUGUACACUAUCUAAUAAUAAUAAUAAUAAUUGGAUUUAUAUAGCGCUUUUUCCAGAGGAUACAGAGCGCUGUUCAUUCUCUUAUUUCAAUUUGAAAUGAAAUUAUACCUUUUACCUUCACAUUUCUUAUUAUCUAUGCAAUUUACAUGUCCAUAGCCAUAAACCCUAAUUGUUUAAAAUCAACAUUAGUUAACACUUACAUAUUCCACACUUUUUAAAAGACAAUUACAAACAUAUGGUAUCUCACUUUACUGUAAAUGCAAUAUUAUAUGACAAGUUUGAUAUCCAAAUCCAUUAGUGCCUUCUGUUUUAGUUUGCCAGAAAAAUAUCAAAUUGCCACCAUUAGUAUCGGUUUAGUUUAUGAGGAAAUUGGUAGAAACGUGAUGGUGAUUUAUACAGCAUUUUAGCAAAGUGCAAUCCAUGAAUUUACUGACAUCCAUUAUGGAGGUUUUUAAGAUUAAGUUAAGAGUUUGAAUGUAUGUAUUUCUUGACUGAUAAUUAUUAUCAGUAGUUGACAUGAUUCAAAGUCUAACUCUAGAGCCAGUUGAGUCAGAUAAAUAGAACAAAAUGAAACAAGUGUAGCAUUGGAAAUUGUCAUCAAUAUUUGAUUCUAAAUAAAGGAAGUUAAUGACAUUUUUUUAUUUUGUUUAAUU
Lytechinus variegatus (green sea urchin) is the source of this 4784-nucleotide messenger RNA. RefSeq names its product trichohyalin-like. The transcript is spliced from 13 exons. NCBI's taxonomy places the organism in Eukaryota, Metazoa, Echinodermata, Echinoidea, Temnopleuroida, Toxopneustidae. The record is from RefSeq and is a predicted model, not a curated record. Bases 73 to 1827 code for a protein of 584 amino acids.